This is a messenger RNA of Tilletiopsis washingtonensis, 2150 nucleotides long. RefSeq names its product uridine kinase. The record is from RefSeq and is a predicted model, not a curated record. Gene Ontology annotation, molecular function: ATP binding; kinase activity. Bases 357 to 2093 code for a protein of 578 amino acids. Gene Ontology annotation, cellular component: cytoplasm. The transcript is spliced from 17 exons. Lineage: Eukaryota; Fungi; Basidiomycota; Exobasidiomycetes; Entylomatales.
UGUUGAUUUCGCAUCUCACAUCGAGCGUCGCUGCCUGCGCUGCGGCUGUGGCGCCAGCGCGAUGGCGGCACGCUCUGCUGCUCCCACGCGGCCGGCAAGCACGGGCCAGGCCAGGCCAGCCGGCGGCACGUGAUGCUCGCCCGUGCCGCGGCUGCUCUCGCCGUGCAACACGCUGCGCCAGAAGUGCCUCUCGCCUCGCCUCUCCCCACCCGCUCCGCUUCCGGUCCCGCAGCCCGCAUCGCAUCGCACCCCUCCACUCUCCUGCAUCACUCACAUCGCAUCGCAUCGCAUCGCAUCGCAUCGCUGCCGUCGGCGCACAGGGCGUUCCACGCGCCACCUUUUGCAGCGCAUCCGCCAUGGCCGCCGCCCCUCCACGCGCCGCGCCCGUCGCGCGCCCCGCCGCCGCGGGCGCGGGCAAGGGCCGCGAGAGCAUGACGACGCAGGCCAAGAACAUCGUCAUGACCGAAGCCGGCCGGCGCGCAUGGUACGACGCCGAGGGGCGGCCCAUCGAUGCGUACAUCGUCGGCAUUGCCGGCGGCUCGGCGUCGGGCAAGACGAGCGUGGCGCGUGCGGUGAUCAAGAGCCUGCCCAACGUGCCCUGGGUCGCCAUCGUGAGCCAGGACAGCUUCUACAACAGCCUGACGCCGGAACAGAGCAAGCUGGCACACUCCAACAACUUCGACUUUGACCACCCGGACGCAUUCGACUACCAAAUCAUGAAGGAGUGCAUCGAGGACCUGCGGCAUUCACGAGCCGUCGACAUCCCGGUGUACAGCUUCGUGCAGCAUCAACGCACCGCCGACACGACGUAUCUCUACGGCGCAACAGUGAUCCUCCUCGAGGGCCUCUUUGUCCUGCACGACCCGGCCAUCCGCGAGCUGCUGGACCUCAAGAUCUUCGUGCAGGCAGACAGCGACCUCAUGCUUGCGCGUCGGUUGCGACGGGAUAUCGCAGAGCGAGGGAGGGACGUCAACGGUGUGCUUGACCAGUACCUACGCUACGUCAAGCCGAGCUACGACAACCACGUGUCGCAGACCUCUCGCCACGCCGACAUCAUCGUGCCCGGACAGCGCAACGACGUCGCGAUCGACGUCAUCUCUCAGCACAUCAAGCGCCAGCUCAAUGCGCGCGCCAUGCGGCUGCGCACGGAGCUCAGUCGUACGCCUGCAACACCCAGGAGGGAGAUGAAGCACUCGCCGUUUGAGGCGCUGAGUCUGACGAGAUGCAGCUCCGUCGAGGGCUUUGGCGCGGCCCAGGAGAACACGAUGCACGAACUUGGAUCGCUGCCGCCAAAUGUGCAUCUGUUGCCGCAGAAGCCGCAGCUUACGGCACUGCUCACGAUGAUGCAUGACGCCAGCGUCUCGGGCGAGGACUUCAUCUUCACCAUCAAUCGCCUCGCCCUGCUCGUCGUCGAGGCCGCCAUCGCGCAUCUGCCGCACCGACCCAAGGAGAUCACCCUCGUGUCGGGCAAGCAGCAUGUAGGCAGCGAGCUGGCUGUCGAGAACAUCUGCUCGAUUUCCAUCCUGCGAAGCGGCGCUAUGCUUGAGCCGUCGGCUCGCCGCGCCAUUCCCGCCCUGCAAACCGGCAGUCUGCUCAUCCAGUCGGAUCGUGAAGGCGAGCCGAAGCUGUACACCGUCGACCUGCCGCGCUUCCUGCGUGCGCGCGAGAGUGCAACGCAGGCCUGGGUCAUGCUGCUUGACUCGCAGUGCGGCACGGGCGCGGCGGCGUUUAUGGGCAUUCGUGUGCUGCUCGACCACGGCGUGCAGGAGCAGCACAUCCUCUUCGUCGUGCUGCUCGCCUCGGCAAAGGGCGGCAUCCACGCUUUGCAUCGUGCGUUUCCGCGCGUCAAGAUCGUGGUGGCGGGCAUCGAUCCGGACCUCAAGAAGCGGCGCAUCAAGACUCCGUCGACUGUGGUGCGCGCAGGCCGGAGAGGCGACGAUGAAGAUGCCUCGUCGGACGUCGAGGCGGAAGAGGAAGAGGCACGGAGAUUGGGCGGCGUGGCGGAAGGAGAGGAGCAGACGCGCGUCUGCUGGAGCCUGGAGCCGGGCUGCGGCAACAUGGGCGAUCGCUACUGGGGCAGUGGAGGCAAAUGAUACAGGCGUGGCAUGUGAGAGAGGUGACGGUGAUGUGGGGGAGGCUGAGUGACGUGG